CUACAGCGCACGACACCGGGAAGAAAGAUGGAUCUACGAAAGUAAUAAUGCACGGACACCAUGAUCUCCAACCGGGCUCAUUUCGAAGCAGGAAUAAGCUAAUAUCGGGUAUUCGGCAUGCCCGUAAGGAUCGAGCGUGCGGAGAUAAUUUCGGAUUUAAAUUUGUUGUGGAAUGCUCAGAGACUCAGGGGUUCCAUGACCUAUCGGAUCACGUGCGGACCCAUGUUUCCUUAUCAAAAUUUAAAGACAAGCUCCCUUCACGGGCUGUUUGCGAAAUGAAAAACCUCUGGCGGCCCUGCCAGGACAUGACAGUUCAUCGUCCAUCACCGGCUGAUUUGCGAUGUCAACCAUCGCGCGUGUCCUGUCCUUCGCGGGCAAUAAACCCUAUCGAACAAAAGACAUCAAACACGAAGAAGCUCCUUACCUCAACGACGAUGGCUAUGUCGACUUCGCGCCGGGCGACAUCGAAAACCCUCGGAAUUGGUCGCUGUUGCGCCGGGCUACGAUCACCAUGAGCGCCGUCUUGCUCGUAGUGAAUGCGACGUUCGCUUCAAGCUCUCCCAGCGGAUGUUUCCUAUCCAUCUCGAAGCAUUUUGGCGUUUCAUCCGAGGUCGCCGGUCUCACCAUCACGCUUUUCUUGCUGGGUUACUGCGCCGGUCCUCUGAUCUUUGCGCCGCUCAGCGAAUUCUAUGGCCGCCGGUGGAUUUUUUACAUCACCUUCUCGCUGUACGUCGCUUUCAACUUCCUGUGCGCCUUUGCGCCAAACUUGGGGGCCCUGCUAGUCGGUAGAUUCCUGACGGGAACCUUCGUCUCGGCCCCCUUGAGAAAUGGACCGGGAGUCCUCGCUGAUGUGUGGGAUCCGCUGCAGCGCGCCAACGCCAUGGCUGGAUUCUCGGUGAUGGUGUGGAUCGGACCGGCCCUUGGACCUCUCGUGGCAGGCUUCCUCGAGCUCAAAGAGGAUUGGCGAUGGAGUUUCUACGUGCUACUCUGGCUCGGCGGGGGCACAGCGAUCGUGAUGCUGACUAUCCCUGAGACAUACGCACCGACGAUUCUGCAUACAAAGGCGAAACGGAUCCGGCGGGCCAAGAUUCCCGGGUACGAGCAUGUCAAGGCUGCGGUCGAGGACAGUGACCGGACCCUCCUUGGCAUCUACAAAAUCGCGCUGACACGGCCUUGGAUCAUCCUUUUCGAUCCUAUUUCUUUGCUGGUGGCCAUAUAUAUGGCGGUCGUUUAUACCCUGCUUUACAUGCUCUUCACCAUCUAUCCAAUUGUCUUCCAGGAGAAACGCGGGUGGAAUUCAGGUGUGGGCGAGUUGCCCUUGCUUGGCACUGUGGUCGGGGCGAUCCUCGGUGGUGGGAUCGUUCUCAUCGACACACAGAUCCGUCAACGGAAGAUCCAGAGGGGCGAGAUGAAAAUGGAAGAUGCGACUCCUGAAGAUCGAUUGCCCCUAGCCAUGAUCGGUGGCGUUGGCUUUGCCGCAUCCAUGUUCUGGUUUGCAUGGACCGCUGAAUUCAAGUGAGCCGUGACCAUCGCUCUCAAGAUACCCAAUAAGAAAUAGUCCAAGACUGACCAGUCGCAGUUCGGUCCACUGGAUCGUCCCUACCAUCGCAGGAUGCAUCCUCUCUGCCGCGUUGGUGCUCAUUUUCGUCGCAUACUUGAACUACCUUGUGGACGUCUACCUGAUGUACGCAGCCUCUGCCAUUGCCGCGAAUACGAUCGCUCGCUCUGCCUGCGGUGCUGCGGCGCCGCUUUUCACGCACCAGAUGUUCACGGCACUGGGUGUGGGAGGGGGAGGUAGUUUGGUCGCCGGCGUGGGUACCUUGCUGUCGGUUAUUCCUUUCCUCUUCUACAAGUACGGACGGCAGAUCAGGAUCCGAAGCAGGUUUGCGCCGACCCGGGAGAACCGUGUACCAGAGAGAAUGACGGACGAGGAGACCAAUCCUCGCGAUGAGGCUGUCGAGGGUAUCGUGUUGCAGCCGAGUAAGAGCGAAGAAGCAGCAUGAGCGAAGAAAGAUAAAAACGACGGUGGGGGAAAAACACGAUGAUAGACGGACGCUUUACAAGUAGCUACAACGCAGAGCAUUAGAGCAUGUCCGAGUAAUGGAAGUCUUCAUUGAGCAACUAGCCUUGAGAAUCAUUAAAAUCGAACUUCAAAGCUUAUUUCGAAGUUUUCUUUUCAGACCAUUCAAGCCCUAAACAGUUAUCGCGCCAGUAGCUACAAUAUAACCGCCAUCCACCACAAUGACAGCGCCAUUCAGAUACUGAUUCGUAGAAGCAUAGAUGACAGCACUGGCCAUAUCACGAUCAUGUCCAGGUCUCGCAGCAGGCACCAUGCC
Molecule: messenger RNA, 2336 nt
Organism: Monascus purpureus
Lineage: Eukaryota; Fungi; Ascomycota; Eurotiomycetes; Eurotiales; Aspergillaceae
Source: the annotation of a GenBank genome assembly